UUCCAGAAUGCAGAAAAAUGCAUCUCCUGCAUUCUAGAUUUAACCAAAUUUCUGGGGGUGGGGGGCAUGCGCCCCUAGCAAGUCCACUCUUUGGGCCGUUGAUUACGCACCCCCACAUAUAAAUUUCUGCGUACGGGCCUGGACUAUAAUAGUAAUAAGAAUUUUGGCUUUGUCGUAGAUUUAUGUUUACGUGCAAAACUAGGCUUACGAUGUUUUCUAAAAUUGGGUCCAGAACUUUUAUCAGAAAAUAACAAAAUAGACGGCUUAAAAUAAUACUAAUCCCUGCAAAAACAAUAUAGGUUCUCAGCCACAGCGAGGGAACCUAAUAAACAGAUUUUUUUAUUUUUUUUCAUUACAAUGUUUUAAAUUAUUAUUAUUUGUGUACACGUGCGUGUGCGUAUGCACGUUGCAUGCACUGGUAUGCAGACGUUCUCUUUGAAAUGCAUGCUCAACAAUUAUCAGGGAGUGCGAUAAACAUAGUACAACUGUUUCGCAUUCCAUAAAAUCUCAGCUUAUAGCCUGAUAAAAGACACCGACGAUUUAUGCUCUUGACUGGUCACUAACAAAACGGACUUGGGUUUACUCAGGCUGUCUGUUGACUGAGACACCUGAGUGGUUGUCAUCUGUCCAAGGGAGGUAAAGGUAACGGCAAAGGUGUCAACUUUUAAAAUGGCGGCCAAUGUCUCCAGUGGGGGACGGCUUCCUCCAGAUUUUAAUUAUGGCGUAACCAGAGAUGGACGAGUGUUCUUUAUUGAUGAGAGACGUAAGGACACAACGUGGUUGCACCCUUUAAAUGGCCGCCCUGUUCAAACCGGAUUCUAUACCGAUCCUGGACUACCGGAUGGCUGGGAGCAGGCUGUCACUCUGGAGGGGACGCUCUACUACAUCGACCAUAAUACUCGAACCACAAGCUUCCAGCAUCCUGUCACUGGUCGUGCCGUCCAUAUUGGAAAUACCUCACCCAAAUCAUUUCCACAAAACGUAAGUGCACAAAACGCCAAGCAUCCAACGAGUCCACAAAGUCCAACGAAUCCACAAAGUCCAACGAGUCCUGGAGAAAAGAAUUUUAAACGUAACCAGGCGAAACAGAGAAGUUUGAAAGCUCCGUCUGCCAAAAGGAACCCAAAUUCCCGUGUUAUCCGGAGAGCGUGGCUGUACAGAUGGGAAACUGGUGGGUUAACUAAAAGCUGGAAGAAAAGAUGGUGUGUGCUUGUUGAUUUCGCCUUGUUUAUAUACAAAGAUGAACAUGAAGAAAAUGCUGUGACGUCUGUACUGUUGCCUAGCUACAGAAUUAAUAUGGUGUUGCCCACAGACCCGGUUUUCAGACAGUAUGCAUUUAAACUAGAACAUGAGAACACCAAGACUCUGUAUUUCGCGACAGACAGCACAUCAGACUUGGAGAACUGGGUGUCACUGCUGAGACAAGAGGCCAUGAUGAAGGGUCAGAAAGGAUUUACAAGAGAAACUAAUAACAACAAACCUCAGAGGCUGAUUCCAAAAUCUCCCAUCAUAUCACGUAACAACGAUGCCAGCGAUGAUGAACCUCUGUUUCCAGGCAGCCUUCACUUGCAGGAUCCCGGGGGUUACCGGCGGUUACAGAGAGAUGAAGACAUUGAGCCUCCCGAUUCAAGAGUGACUGCUUCUUACCCUGGAUAUAGUGAUAACAAUCCAUCGCAUCAUCCUGAUCAGAACGAUACAAAUUCCCAGCUACCCCCAAGGGACAGAGACAGUUAUUCAGCUGGGCGUUCUAGAAACUCUAGAGAUUUAACACCUGCAUACAAUCAGGAUAGGCCAAGGGAAUAUGAUGGGAGAUAUGGUGAUCCAGAAAGACAAGCAAAUGUUGAACACCCAGAACAAAUGCAGAAUGUUGACCCCAGAGACUCUAGGUAUCAGCCAGGAAGCAAUCUUGGUGAUCCUUCUGAAUAUCCGUCACAUAGAACUAAUGGCAAUAAUGUUCCACAUAAUAAUUAUCCUUCGGACAUGGAGAACCGAGACAGAUACAGAGAGAAUCAUCCUGAUUACGGUGAUCCACAGCAUAAUGAGGGUUAUGGGCAGGAUAAGUACAACAGUAUGCCAAGACAAGGUGUAGACGGAAACCAACCUCAUCCUCAGGAACCUACAAGUUUUCUAGGACGCCAGAAAAGAAUAAAUCCUAGUUACUUUGAUGGUGAUGAACAUUCUGGUAGGGCGCCACAAGAUGUUUAUUCUAGAGAUGGUGAGUCGAGGGAUCAUCCAUAUGAAGGCUACGGUCCUUCACUGUCGGAAGAAGCACAAGAUGCCCAUGGACCGGGCAUGCAGGCUGGUAACUAUGGUGAUGAAGGUCUUCAUCGUGAAAGGUCAUCGAGAGCAUCAGAUCAACCAGCAUUUGAUAAUUAUCAGGGACACUUACCUCCUGAUGGCCAACAUGGCGACCGAUCAUCCAGAGCUUCAGAUCGUCUUCAGAAUGAUGGUUACCAUGGUGAUAGGUCAUCAAGAGCUUUGGAUCGUCCUCCAUUUGAUGGUUACCAUGGUGAUCGAUCAUCCAGAGCUUCAGAUCACCAUCCUCCAUAUGAUGGUUACCAUGGUGAUAGGUCAUCCAGAGCUUCUGAUCAUCCUCAGUUUGAUGGUUACCAUGGUGAUAGAUCCUCAAGGACAUUGGACCAUCCGCCAUACAAUAGCCAUGCAAGUCAUGGAGCUCCAGGUUAUAACCAUGAUAAUCCUGACAAUAGAGAGCAUGGUGGACAUUCUUCCUCUAUGCCCCAGCUCAACAGGCAGGGUGUUCGGCAACACCCGGAACUCACCGUUACGAUUCCACACACAUACGUCAAUUUUCCAUCUGACACUGACUCUGGGGACCAUGACUCAUCUGGCAGACGGCAGGAAGCGUCCCCGGGGCGUCCUCCGUAUCCUGUAUCUGUGAGACAGCAGAUAGCACAGGAAAUCGCCGAGACGAAAACUCCACACACAUCUAAUGACUAUGUGACCUCUGUGAAGAACGAAAAGAAAAGAAUGCAGCAAAGAGAAUAUUUUCAGUAUCCCACUCCACUGUUGCAACCAGAUCAAAGUUAUCCUCAGAAUUCACCUGACGACCAUAAUCCAAGAAGGGACCAAACAGAUGGUUACAAUCAGGGUCAUGUACCAGAGCCUGAAGCAUUGCAUGAAAGUUACAGCAGAGGUCCUCACCAUGAGCAAUCAUACAGUGAUUCUGGCAGACCAGAAUGGCAGGACCGGUCACGUGACAGCUUAAACAGAAACACUCAGGGUGUGGGAAGAGAGGUGCAGAACAACGCAAGGGACAGCUGGGGAAGGGAUCCAAGAUUCAACCAGUCAAGGGACAGCAUUGGCAGAGAUUCGUAUGCAGGAAGAUUACAGGAUAAUUUGGGAAGAGAUCCAAGGCAUGAUAAUUCACGUGACAGUUUAGGGAGAGAUCCAAGGCAUGAUCAUUCACGUGACAGUUUGGGGAGAGAUCCAAGGCAUGAUCAUUCACGUGACAGUUUAGGGAGAGAUCCAAGGCAUGAUCAUUCACGUGACAGUUUGGGGAGAGAUCCAAGGCAUGAUCAUUCACGUGACAGUUUGGGGAGAGAUCCAAGGCAUGAUCAUUCACGUGACAGUUUGGGGAGAGAUCCAAGGCAUGAUCAUUCACGUGACAGUUUGGGGAGAGAUCCAAGGCAUGAUCAUUCACGUGACAGUUUUGGAAGAGACCCUCGGUUUGACCAGUCUUUCAACAGUCAAGGAAGACCAACCCAUUACAAAUCAUUGGGCAACAUGGACAGAAUUGGUGCAGAUGAUCAGUCGUCUUCCUUCGCAAGACCUUUACAAGAUGGAGCAACAAGCAGCCAGUCUAUGGGGAAUCUUGACACGAGUGCACAAGGCAGGAGUCCCCUAGAUGACCGAAGUUCACAGGGGAGGAGUCCACAUGGAACAUUCCCAGACAAUGAAAGAAGCAGCUUGGGCAGAAGUCCAAGGGAGGCUGAUCAGCAAGGCAAGCCGAGACUGUUUGUGAGCAGUCCAAAGGAAGAAGCUCAGGAGAUGAGGGAUGCGUACAAGAGUAUCCAGGAGCUGCAGCAGAGACAGAAGGAAGAAGACUACUCCGGUCCGAACCGGAAAAAGCGUCCUGAGUUGUUGAUCCACACUGUGAAGGAAGAACCGGACAUGCUGGACACUGAUGUGCUGGAAACGAGAAAACUUGAGAGCAAGAACAAGAAGUAUCCUCUUAAUGGAAAACGACUCCGAAUGAGCAUCUCUGCGGGAGACCUCAUUGGAAAAACACAUGAUGAGCUUGUGCUACUGUUGAUUCAGCUUCGGAGGAAUCAAGCGUCUCUUGAAAAGGCACGUGACUACUACCGCGAGUGCUUGGAGAAAAGACGUAACACGGAGCGAGAGUAUCGCAGACAACGUAAUGAUUCCACGGGUCACCUAGAGGAGAGUUUAGAAGAAAAUCAUCAGUCAUUUGUAGAUCUUAAACGAGAACUGGAAGAAAUAGAAAAUAAGCAAGAAGUUUACAAGCCACUAAUCAAUUUGGUGGACAACAUGGUUACUAUGGGCAGCCUCUAUGGGGGAGAUAACUUGAUGCUGGCUACGCAAUACCGGAAACACUUGUUGAGGCCGGACCAGUUUACUGAACCAAAAGUGAUGUUGGAAUUUUCCCGAGAAAAUCAGGAGAAACGAUUUGUUAAGGAAAUCGAGAAUGAGAUCAAACAGCUGUCAACUGAUGAAGUUGAUUUGGAGGAGAAGCUGGAGAAGCUGUAUGACUUGGACAGAAAGCUUCAGGAGCAGUCCUUCAAGGUGACCAGCCUAAAGGAAGACAAGGAAUAUCUGGAGAAGGCCUUGACCGGUAUCCUACACCAGCAGGACCAGUUCCGGAACAACCCGCGGGAGAUGAAGAAUCUGAUGCACCGACAGAGAACCAUCGAGAAGGAGUUGUCUCUCAUCAUGAAGCAGCUGGCCGAGGCAUCACAGGCGCUGGAGGAGACGACAGCCGAGAACAACAAGAUAGAACACGAGGUGACCUUGUUGAGGACGAAGGUGAACGGAGAACUGACCCGCAGUCGAAGCGCUCCCUCUCUUGUGGGUGAGAGUGCUCGCACUAAGAUGAAGAUGGAGAAGGAACUGGCGAAGGUACAGAACAUGAUGGCUGGACUGUCCAAUGAGGGAGCGCGGUUGAAGGAGGCCAUCACAACACUGAGACGAUCGUCGUCGGGGACGCAACUCGCUGCACUGCUCGAAAAAGAAUCAGAAACUGCAACCACUAAAAAGAAAUCAUUAUCGUACCUGAUUACGGACAUUGAUUCCAAUGAAACGGUUGAUGCCUCCAAGUCUUCAGCAGAUGGUAGUUUUGUUGGGUCACCAUACACAACAGUCGACCACCGUGUCUCCCAGCCAGUUAGAGAGGACAGUGUGAGUGCGGCACAGAGAACAUACCUGACGUCAGGGCCAGAACCACAGAACACAAACCACGCUCUCUCCAUCUCAGACCAGUACGGAUCAAACCAGGAUUACAGUGUUGACAGUGACCAGACGGAAAUGAAACGACCAGUCAUCAUUCACCAGAGGCAGGAAAGUUUUACCACAGCUAGUGAGGAGGAGGAGAAUGACUCUGAUAACAGUAUGAUAGUCGACCCAGACGCCCCCGAUGUUACCUGGGAUAUCAGUGAUGCCGAGGACAACACCAAGAGAUUCUUUGGCAUUAUACCGAAGGAGAAGAGCAAGGUGUUGACGGUGCGUGAUGUCAAGAGACAACAUGACCAGCGCAAGGAGAGAGAGAAGAUGAGGAGAGAAGCCGAUGAUGACGACGAUGAACAAGGAGGUUGUUAUUCAGUGUCUGGAAGUAAACAGAUUCCUGUGGAACAUCGCGAGAAUCAGGAUAAUGGUGGACAUGACUGGUACUCACCAUCUGUUAACUCGAGUAAUGACAAUACGGACACCGGUCCCCUUUAUGAAAAUUUACCUCGUGCCAGGUCGGUGCCAGCACUGGCUCCAAACAGUUCCGCCCCAACAUCCAGGCGGUCAUCGAUCAUUCUUAUGGCUCCUAAACCCUUUACACGCUACGAAGACAGGCAGAUGGGUAUCGUAACGGCUAAGCCUUUCAUCACUCGACCGUUCAACAGUGAGCUGCAGUUAAAUGUGAACACAGAAAGACGCUUCCAGCCGGUUUCUUUUAAUCCCAAUGCGAACAGAGUGUCAGUACCAUUUGGUACACAGCAGUACUACAGCGACAUGAACCUCAAUAGAGAUACCAAUGAUAAUGGGCAGAUUACUGCAGAGAGAGACUAUUCUUCUACAGAGUUACCUCCCCUUGCUGUAACAUCCACGGAAACACAAAGUUUGCUUUCUCCAGUGGACGUCCAGUAUCCGUGGUUGAAGAGCUUUGGUCAGCAAGAUGCUGGGAUCUACAAUGUGAAGAAGUCGCCAAAAGGACGAUAUUUAACCAUAUCGAGCACAGAGCCAGUUAAGAUGGAGACGAAAUCAUGGCCAAAGUCGUCACUUCAUUCUUUAGCUGGUGACCUCAUAACAAACAAACCUAUUGAUAAUGUGCCAGAUAUUGUGAAGAGUUCAACAAAGAAGAUAGAAAUGGAACUGUAUGAUGAGUUUACAAUUGAUAGAGAGCUGUACCGCCCUGGCCCUGUGGACAUUCCUGAACGUUAUAAUCCAGAAUCUGAUGAAGAAGAUAUUUCAGAAGAGGAACAAUUUAAAAGAUGUGAAAAAGCAGAAAAAAUUAAGAAGUUACUAGCACAACAGAGUGUUCACUCCCUGUCUCAGCCCGACAUCAGUCAGAUAGACCGGCGGGGUCUGCACCACAAGGUGGAGAUGGAGAAGUAUGAACGGUCGCAGUUGUUGGGGAUUGGACAAGAGCUCGCCAGGCAGGUCACGUUGAAGAGCAAAGAGGCAGCAGCAAAGAGACGUAAAACGUGGUCUGGAGAUCAGUUCUCUGAAGCGAUGAAAUCUCACGAGAAUAGUGAAGCUUUGCAGAGAGACCUUUCACCAGAUCGACAGGACAUGUAUGUGUGAAACACAAGUACUGUUGUGAAAACGGUCUUCUGAUAGCACGAUUAUGUAAAGGGUGAUCGCUCAUUUGGUAAAAACUUGUAAGAACCACAUUGUGCACUUAGAGUUUGGAAAACCAUAAACUUAGAAAGGUUGUAUCAAACUUUUGAAUGUUUACAAGGAAAAAAUGACAGUACUAUUGGGAAAACAGUACAUUUUAUUGCAUCAAAAUCUUUCGCCAGAUUAGCAGGAAAUGUACAAGUGAAAAAAACGAUGGUAGUGUUGGAAAGCCAGUACAUUUUGGGGGGGAAAAACAGUACAUUUUAUUGCAUCAAAAGACAACAGAAUUGUUUGAAAAACAGUAUAUUUUUUAUGAGUCUAAAUAGUCGAACAUGUGCAUGAAUAUUUGACAGAAUGUGUCUGUGAGAAAAACUACAAUAUUCUUGAGAAAACUAUUGUGGUGUUUUGACAUUUUAGGUUUUUUUUAUAUUAUAUUAAAUCUGUUUUGUCCGAUUUAACUUCAGAGAUGAAGAUAUUGGAAUUAGUAUCAGGAUUAUUUACAGAAAUAUGAAUUGUAUAAUGUCCUAGACCUUUUUGUUAUAAAGACACAUUCAGGUUUUGAACUUGAGGCUCGGACUUGGAGUGCAAACUGUAAUCUGAAAUAAAGUAUGUGCAGUCUGAUUUGAGUCCAAAUGAUACUCUUUAAAAAAAAAUCAAUUUUUAUUGUAUGAUAAAUAUUUGUGCAAGCAAAAUCUACUCAAUUUGAUUGUGUAGACAAGAUUUAUAUUUUUUAGACAUCUUUUACAAUGUAUUCUAGCCUCACCAUGAUGGUGAGAUUGGUUGUAUAGAAAACGUUGUCUGUAGGUUUUAAUGAAUUACAUGUCUAGUAGUGGCCAUUCCGAUCAAAUCAUGUUAUCAAAAUACUCUUAACGAAUUACUUCAACAUCAAAAAUAUUUGUAUCAGCUUUUAUCAUUUAUUGCUAUGAAAUUAAAAUGAGGAUUUAUUUUAUUUCAAUUUACAUGUUAUUUAUCUGUAGUUUAGGGUACAUAGUUUUAUGGAUGAAAAAAGAAAAUUGUUAAUUAUUAUGAGGAUAAAUAGGCAAACUUGUGUGUCAGGAUAGAUAAAUGUACAUGUAUGUUGUACCCUUUUUUUCAUUCUUUCAUAGCAUUUUUAGUUAACAAGUAUUCUCUAUAAUUUAUGAUUGUUAUAGUUAACUAAUAAACUGUAAAAAUUCUGCUUUUUAUGUAGAUUUUAAGGAAUAUUUGUAUUUUGUUUGAUGCAGUUUUUAUGAUAUUAAUUAUUACUUUAACCUAAUUAUUUAGCAAAUAUGAAAAUGAGCCAUGUUUACUUUUAUCUUCUUUCACUUGUUUUGUUAUCACAAAACUAGAUAUUAAAAUAACUUUUAAAACGUUCUCAAAUUACUGUGUACUUGUUUGAACAUGUAUUUAAUAUGUAAUGUUGGUUUAGUUAGUAUUAGUUAAUACAUUUAGUAAAAUAUUAUAAAUAUUUUAACUGGAUGAAACCCAUGCUUUUAAUGGGAAACUUUAGUUGGGGUGUGGUGACCGUACACUGGACUUUUCCCAAGAAAUACAACUACUAUAUAAGAUAGCCAGCACUCAUUAGCCGAGGCUGUAUAGAUGGCCGCUGAGAAUUUAGCGACUUCUGUGUUAAGUGAUUAUCACGAAGAUGGCUGCCCACAUAGAGGCUGCAUUUUUGUCAUUCAUCUUUGUAUGCAAUAUUAAGCACAUUGUGUGUAUAGUAGUUGACUGGACAUGAGCGCAAAACGAUCCUUGUGAGGUGCAAAAUCGAUUAAUUGGCAGUACUGAUCAAAAGCGGAGAAGUAAUUAGAAACACCAGAAACUGUAGUACAUGUAUUAUAGACUGAAGCAUUGUGACAUUCCUGUUUUUAAUUUCAUAUUGUAAAAUGUUAUAUUUUAGUAAGGUGUCUGGUCGUCUUUUUUAUACUGUGUUGAAAUUUAUAUACUGUAUUGAUGCCUUUCCUUCAUAUUUAUAUUUUUUUUAUUAUUUACCUUCAGUUAAGAGACCAACGAUUUCAUCUUACAUUAAAAGCUCCAAAUGUUUUUUUAUUUAGUGUAACAAUUUAGACAUUCCAUUGAAUUCUAGUACUGUAUACAUUAAAUGCUCAGUAUUUUUGUUAGCAGAAGUGAUCAAGAAAAUAAGGGUAUGCAUGUAAUUAUCAAGCAUUAGAUAUAUCUACUGGUUUGAUAUAACCAAAACUUAGCUCUUUUGUUAGUUAUGGAAGAAUUGGUAAUAUAUGAAUGGUUACAAAAAGAUACCUCAAAACAUCCUUGAUUCUUCCAAUCCCAAUAUGCAUGUUUUGUUGGAGGAUGAGGAGAUGCAAAACUUUCUACUUUAAAAGAACUUUUGAAGGUCAUUGUUUCCCUUUCUUAUUGGUGGGCUUCUCUUCAAGGUCAUCCAUUUAUUAUCUUAUCGGUGGGCUUCUCUUGAAGGUUAUCACUUUAUUGUCUUAUUGGUGGGCGUCUUUUGAAGGUCAUCCAUUAUCUUAUUGGGCUUCUCUUGAAGGUCCUCACUUUGUUGUCUUAUUGGUGGACUUCUUUUGAAGGUCAUCCAUUUAUUGUCUUAUUGGUGGGCUUCUCUUGAAGGUCAUCACUUUAUUGUCUUAUUGGUUGGAUUCAUUUGAAAGUUAUAAGUUUAAUUUUUUACUGGUUGACAUUCUUAUUGGUGGGCUAUAUUUGAAUUUUACUUUUCUGUUUAUAACAAAUAAAAACAUUUUGUACUGAAAACAAUUUGUUAAAAUCAUAUAAUAAUAAUACAUGAAAUCUGUAAAAUGACGAUAGUCAUGUUUAUUUACUCUACUCCUAGAUUGUUCAGUCUUAAUUAAAAUGAUCAAGAUCUAGAUAUUAAAUAAAGGCCAAGUUUUCAAUAUAAAGUAUACCAGGGGAUUUUGAACCACGUGUGUUUAAUAUUUUAAAUAAAUGUGGCAACAACAUUUGUUAACGACUGUGUUAAAUGCAUGUGAGCACUGUACAUGUGAAUAUUUCUUGUGUGAAUAAUGAAACAAAUGAUGUCAAUGGUGCACAACAUCUGGCUUACCUUGUGUUUUCAGACUUCACAAAAAUAACCAAUUGAAAUAAAUUGUUUAAAUGUAACAUGUAUAUUUUGUUUGCUUAAUUGCCAUGGCUUAUGUUACGGUUAUUGACCCAAAAUAUUGGCUUGUAGGGAAACCUAAAUAUUAAUUAAAGUAAAAAACAAAUGAAAUUGAUACCAAACUUCCACAUGUUAAAAAUAUUUCAGUUGCCAUUGUAUAUAUGGUUGUUAUUCCAUUUAUUGUUUUAUUGGGUUUUUUAAAUUGUUUUGAAUAUUUAUAUUUGUGAAACCUUUGACUGUGUAGGCCUGUUUGAAACUUCUUUAGUAGUAACUUGUUCAUGAAGUGUUAUUUUAUAUGUAAUAUGUCUUGCAAAAUCUGUCAAAUACAGUGCAUGUGUGUACUCGGAGUUUUUAAUAUUAUUUCCUGGUAUCGCCACACUACCUUGAAUAACCUUGUAAGUAAUUACAUGAUGUUUAUUGGUCACUUUCUGAUCCAAAUGUUUUAAUAAUAUUUUAGUUUUAAAAUGAAAGUAUUCUAUCCUGUGUACAUAGCUCUGUGAUUGCAAUAAUAAACAAUAUAUGUACUUGAAGCUUGAUUUAGAAAGCUCUUGACAGUCAUUUUAAAAGAUAAUCAUUUGGAAGUGAUAUUACUCUUUUAAUACAUCGACAUAUUUUACACGGAUCUAUGCACCAUUUGUGAUGGUAUGGUUUUAUGGAAUUCUUUGUUUUUGUUCUUCUUUUUUUGGUUUUUAAUGUAAAUUCAUGUUUAACCUAUUUCAAUUCUAGUUUUAUGUGAUAAAAAUAAUUUAUAUUGAAUUUUUGUAGCUAAUAAUUUAAUACAUUUUAUGUACAGUUUUUAAAUUUUAAAAUUUGUUUUAAUUAUUGAUUGCAAUAAAGUUAUUACUUGAAAAAGGAAAUACAUUUCUGUCAGUUUAUUACAUGGAGAUACCCAUGGGUUAUUUUCCAUAAACCACAUUGGUGAUUAGUCUUUUGGAAGGUCAUGACCUCUGAUGAACUGAUUGAUUGUUUUGGUAGGUGUGACUCCGCAUAGUGUGUUCUUUCAAUUCAUACUUGCAUAAAUAACAAAAUACUUAUGUCAAUGUUUAUAAUUAAAGUUGGUCAAUAAUUUGGCAAAAUAUAUGUUUGAAUACUUUUGUUAAUCCUGGAAUAUGUUUAUGGUAUUGUUAGUGUAAAUUUCAUUGGUGUAGGAAUGCAAAUGUUCAUUGAUAAAUCAGGUGUCCACCAAGCGACAUCAUCCUCCCUGGUUUCAGCUCUGUACAUUCCCUUCUUUUGAUUAUUUAUGUUCGAAGUAAUUGUCCGAUUUUUGUUCAUUGAUGAAUACUAUUACAACUGGCGUAAACUCAUUUAGUAUUCUCUGUGUAUUUAACUGUAAUUGAAGUAGACAAUGAAUGGUCUAAUCAAACAUCCUGUGUCUAAUAAAUGUGUAAUAUAUCAUGUAGGUUUCAAACAGAUUUCAUAUUUCAUUUUUAUUUUUGUUUAAGAAUGUUAAUGAAACAAACAAACAAACAAAAACCAAACAAAUCCGAAACAGGUAUUGAGUCAAUGCUUGAAGUUAUUUGAUAUUAUUGUGGUAUAAGAUAGUAUGGUCUAAUAAAUUACAUCAACACUUAAUGACCUCUGUAUUUAGUAAUAACUAGAUCUUAACUGUGUUUGUUAAUAUUUUAAUUUUCCUAGAAUAUACAUGUUACUCUUGAAAACAAUGCUCUGUAAUGUAUAAUGUGAUAUAAAUUACGUGGUUGUGAAAACAUUGAUAUUGGGUGGAAGCAUAAUGUUUGAAAUGAAAACAACGUGCAUAUACCAGUACUCGACCUGAAGUACUUUCAUAACUGUUUGAUUGUGCUCGAUGAAACUUUUAAUUCCUUAGAAUCAAUCUAGUAAUUAUGUUAUGUAUUUUUCAUUUAGUAUUAAAGAUAUAUAUAUUUUUUUAUCAUCUGAAUUAGAAUGAUUGUUUUAAAAGCAUUUUAUCACAAUACCAAAUAGCUUUUUAGAGUCAAAAGAGAAGAUAUAAUGAACAGUUGGUGCAGUUUACAUAGCAGUGUAUAAAGUGUGUCGGAUUGCUGGAAACCGUGAAUAUUGAUACCAAAAUUUAUUUUUUGUACUGGUGCUGUAAAUCAUAAAAUAUUAGCGAUCUUAACAUUUAGCGAAAUCAAAAUACAAGACAUAUUAGUGACACAGAACUUUAGCGAGGUUGUCAUAUCAGAAAUUAAAAAAUUAAAUAAUGUUUUUGAUGAAUCUUAACUUUAAUCUGCAUACAGACAAGUUAAAUGUAGAAAAUUGAAGUAAUGUGCAUUCUAACUAACUAUCAUUGUUUGUUAUCCUUUAGUGUAAUCAGUAGCAUGGAAUCAUUGUUGCAAGUUCAGUAAAUCGCAGACAAAACAAUCUCACAAAGGUUUUUCAGAACAGUCCGUUGUGCGUCUCUUUCAAUUUAGCGUCAUGAAAUAUCAGUGUCUUGUAAGGCUUCGCUAACAUUUUAUGCUUGCAAACAUUUCCUGAUUUACAGUAUCUAACACUUCUUUAAUCUUAUUGAUAUUGUAACUUGUGAUGUGAUAAGUAAAAGAAAUAGUAUUUUUAAAUAUAUGUAUUGAUUAUAUGCAAAUUGUAAUUUAGAUUUUUGUUUUCGUAUACUAAUUACCGGUACUGUAAUCUUCAUGUAUUGAAUUAUUUGAUUGUGAUUGAAGAAAUAUAAUUUGAUUCUGUGGAGAGACAACGCAUAAUGAUGAUGCAUGUAUGAAAACAAAUUUUGGUGUGGUCAAAUAUUGUAUUGAUGUUGAUGUUGGGUUGGAUGUUAAGUAUGUAACUGCAAAUUACAUAUAAACACACAACAAAAAAGCACAUAUUUUUCACAAAAGCUUGAUUUUGGAGAUGAUAUAACAAAAUGGUAAACAGUUUUGAAAGUGAAAUAGCAUUAUAAAACAAAAAUUUUAGGGAAUGUUUUUUCAAAUGUUAAAUUAUCCACACAACUUAGUAUUUGAGAGUGAGGGAAUAUUUAGAUGUGAAAUGUUUCACAAGACGUGGGUGAUAGACUGUCUCUCUUGAUUUAGGUAACCAAGACUGUCUGAUUUUACACAGUUUGUGUUUGAGCAACAUUAUAGCAUAUUUUUUGUUAAUCUUUUUUUCUUUUUUCUUGUUUUCCUGUUUUUUUAAAUACCGUAACUUCUGUCAGCUGGCUAUUGGUCUCUGAAAACAAGAUUUCAUGUUUUAGAACAACUGACUUUUUUCAAUUUUACAGCAUAUAAUAUAUAUUUAUAGUGUACAUUUUAUCAAUAGGCUGUUGGUUUGUCAAAACAAGAUUUCAUGUUUUAGAGCAGUUAACUUCCCAUCAUCACUAUAGCGUAUAUAAUGUAAAUAAUCUUCUUCAUUUUUUAAAUGUACAUUUUGUUAACGGACUACUGGUCUGUCAAAUCUAGAUUUCAUGUUUGAGCAUAAUGUUUGUGAUUGUGUAUAUUUGUACAUUAGAACUAUAUUACAGAUUACCUUUUACUAUUUACAAUAUAUUUAGAUAUGUUUUAUACCCAAUGUCACAUCUACAGAAAGAACAAAAAAAAAUCAUUUACCUUUG
This is a messenger RNA of Gigantopelta aegis, 13613 nucleotides long. RefSeq lists its product as uncharacterized. The record is from RefSeq and is a predicted model, not a curated record. The coding region runs from base 670 to 6987 and encodes 2105 amino acids. Gene Ontology annotation, molecular function: protein binding. Lineage: Eukaryota; Metazoa; Mollusca; Gastropoda; Neomphalida; Peltospiridae. The transcript has 30 exons.